Molecule: messenger RNA, 2510 nt
Organism: Tachysurus fulvidraco (yellow catfish)
Lineage: Eukaryota; Metazoa; Chordata; Actinopteri; Siluriformes; Bagridae
Gene: trpt1
Product: tRNA phosphotransferase 1
Exons: 8
Coding region: 156-953 (265 amino acids)
Biological process (GO): tRNA splicing, via endonucleolytic cleavage and ligation
Molecular function (GO): tRNA 2'-phosphotransferase activity
Source: RefSeq, a predicted model, not a curated record
UUCUACUGUACAUGCGAGUGACGUACGUCCGUCGCUGUUUAUGUUCCGUGAAGAAACAAGCGUCUGUAUCGACUUACCUGUUUAUACCAGUAGGUCUGUAAACACGAAUAGUUUUAGUUGAGUGAAAGUUUAAUCGGGUAAUUAGUGACUUUUAAAUGGACGGAAAACAAGGAAAACGCUUUCCCAUAUGGGAAAGUGCUAAAGGAAAACGAGGAAGCGGAAGAGCAGGACGAGAAAACCGAGAAGAGAGAGAUGUGCGUCUGUCCAAAGCCCUGACUUAUGUCCUAAGACAUGGUGCUGCUAAAAUGGGGUUUAACAUGGGCUCAGAUGGCUUUGUAUUUGUGGAUGAACUUCUCACUCAUGGACAGUUCCGUUCAUUUUCAAUGGAGGACAUAGAGAGAGUGGUGGCUACAGAUGAGAAGAAGCGCUUCAAAAUGAAAAACCAUAUUGAAAAUGGACGGCCACAGAUCCGUGCUAAUCAAGGACAUACUGUACAGGUUGAAGACCUAGAAUUGACAGCAGUGGUUCUGGGUGCUCCAGACUGUCCACAGGAGGCUGUUCAUGGGUCCUACAUGAUUCACUGGUCGUCUAUCCGUAGCCAAGGCCUGUCGAGGAUGAAGAGAACACACAUCCACCUGGUGCCUUGCCUGCCUGGAGAAGGCCAAGUUAUCAGUGGUCGAUAUACGUGGAACUCGUGGAUGUUUAUAGUGGAGACUCACUGUUCUGGGAUGAGACCUAAGUGUGAACUUGCUGUGUACAUCAAUGUCCCUAAAGCAAUAGCAGACGGAAUUAAGUUUUUCUGGUCCGAAAAUAGAGUGCUUUUGACGCCAGGUGAUGCUGACGGAGUAUUGCCUCCUCGAUAUUUCUUGCGUGCACAAAGACUGAAACCUUCACUAUCUGUUGUGAGCCGUUGUUCAGCAAUAACUGUAAGUAAAGUUUCCGUUAACUGUUGAUCAGUUCUUCUUUUGAUUAGAAUAAUUUUAUUCCAUUCCUCAGAUCAGAAGAGUUCAACACUCGGAUUUUAGUGGGUGUCCUCACAUGAACUGCUUGCUGUUUAGGUCCUUCCACAAUUUUUGUUUUGGACUAAAGUCCGGACAUUGACUUGGUCAUUAUAAAACAUCAUUGUUCCUCUUUAAUAAUUCCUCUUUUGGUAGACAGACUUGGGUGCUUGUCCUUGUUGUGACUUAGUGACUUAGCUAAGUAUACUCAGAAUUUGUUCUCUGCAUUAACCCAUUCAAAGUGCACACACACAGCAGUGAACACACACCCGGAGCAGCCAUUUAUGCUGCGGUGCCCGGGGAGCAGUUGGAGGGGUUCGGUGCCUUGCUCAAGUCGCACCUCAGUCGUGGCUGGCCCGAGACUCGAACCCACAACCUUCGGGUUACGAGUCAGACUCUCUAACCAUUAGGCCAUGACUGUUGUCUUGGUGUAUGAUCCAUUUUUUCUAGAGAUUCAGUUCAUGGACAGAUGUCUUGUUUAGAGAUCAUUGGCAUAAUUCUGAAUUCAUUGUUCUGUCAAUGAUUACGUGUUCUGGCUCAGAGGCAGCAAUACAGGCCUAAAGCAUGAUACAACCAUCACCAUGUUUUACAGACAUUAUAAGGUUCUUAUGCUGGAACUUUUUCCUUUCUCCAAAAAUAAUAAUGCUUCUCAUUUUAAAACAAAAAGUUUAUCUUCUACAAAUGAUUUCUCUUAUGGUCCUCUGCCUUGUCCACGUGAUCUUUAGCAAACUUGGGCAGCAAUGUUCUUUUUGGAGCGCAGUGGUUUUCUCCUUGCACAUCGAGGUGGUUGACCACUUGUAUGUACCAAUGGUCUUCAAUUUCCUCCAUUUGUACAAAAUCUAUAUGGCUGAGUCCAAACUCUUAAGAAAUGAUUUUGUAACCUUUUCUUUUUCUAAAGUACUCAGAAAUCUCGAUUGUUUUUGCAAUGAUUUCCUUCCACAAACACACAUCAUGAACAUCAGACAUUGAUAUCUCUGUUCUUUAAAUAAAAUAGGACAAUAAUGGGGGACCUGAUUGUCAUCUCAUUGACUAAAAUCAGUUGGACUCUAAUUUGACCCUGAAAUGAAGUACUAUAUUAUAUAUCUGUGAGAGGCAAAAACAUGUGAAAUACUUUUGCCUCUCACAGAUAUACUGUAUAAUUUUGGAACUUUUUCAUGAAUACAAAAAAUUACCAAGUCUAAUAUAUUAGUCUGAUCUCUUUGGGUUCACUUUGUCUGUUUUUGGGACUUUUGUGAAAAUCUGAUGAUCUAGAAAUUUUUAAAGGGUUCACAAACUUUCAAGCGACACUGGGUAUUGAUGGCAUGGGUAAAUGUUUUGUUUUCCAGUCAUUCUUUAUCAAAUACUGUAUUCUCUCAUUUAAACUACUUCGAUCCUGGAUCAGCUUAGUUCAUUAGAGCAUGUUCUCCUCAUAUUUGUGGCUUCUGAAUACAGAUUGUGUUCAUUAGACAAUACUUUGGUAUUGUCUUCAGAAUUUUUCCCGAAGAAGAGAAUAACAUAAUGUAUGUCUUUUAA